AUGGAUGUUAAAAAACUUUUCAUAUGCAUUUUUCUCAUUUUGGAAGAACAUAAAGGCCAGAGUAUAAUCAGUUCAAGUUAUUUGGAAAAUCUUCUAACAUACAUCAAUGAAGUUGGGAAUAUGGAAUUAAUUGAAAAUAACGAAGCUAUAGCCACAACAAUUUCUGUGCACUCUCAUCAUCUGUCGAAACUUCUGAAUACCAUAGCCGAAUAUUGGAAUAUAACAUCGCUGUAUAUCAUCUACAAUACCAGACUAAUUUCCCAUUAUCCAUAUCAAGAUUUUCUGGAAGAACUUUGUGCGAAUGCUAGCUACCUGGGACAACUACCAAGAAUGGCUAUAAGUAGUCAACACAUCAAAAGCCGUUUGAUUAUGGAUAAUGGUUUUCGCGAAUCUUCUUUGGUAUUGACUCUGAUGCAUAGUCCCCAUGACAGAGUGUUGGAGACGACUGCUUAUGCAACACGCUAUAAAAGAUACUGUUUUACCAUCUAUCUCCUGCAUCUAUUUCCCUUAUCUAAAGAGGAUAUGAGUUUUCUGUUUGAAAAGUUAUGGCGUUAUCAAUUGCGUCGUCCUUUGGUAAUAUCAAAUGGAGGCGAUCUCCUCACCAUGGACCCAUACCCCAAAUUGAGAAUUGUGAAUGUCACCAAUGAAAAUGUAACGCAGUAUUUCCCCAAGAUUGCUAAUACACGAGAUUUUAAAGGUUACAUCCUAAAUGUGCCAGUGCAAGCUGAUGUACCCUUUACUUUGGUCUAUAGGAAUCCAAAAACCUCAGAGUAUGAAAUGGAUGGCAUUGGAGGAUGGGUGGUAACGGGACUCAUGAAGCGAUUAAAUGUUACCUUGAAUGUGUAUCCCUUGAAUUGGAAUAACUCCGACUAUUUGUAUCUUACUCACAUUUAUGAUCUGCUAUUGAGUGGAGAGAUUGAGUUAAGUCCACACAUGUUCACCACCAUAGUUCAAAGGGAUCUGGACUAUUCUUAUCCCUAUGUGAGCAGUUCUGUAUGUGUUAUGGCCCCAGUGCCUAAGAAGAAAACCAUCAAUCUAUUGGGAUUUUUGGAUUGGACUUUGUGUUUGUUCUUGCUGCUGAUGGUGGCUGUCAAUGAGAUUAUUUGGAAAAUUUAUUGGCAUUAUCGCUCAAGAAUGCAUCUUUCCAGACCAUUUCUGCCUUAUCGUUCUUUAUAUGUGAUUUUUUUAUUUCUUGGUAUACCAUUGCCAUCCUGGAGUGUACCCACCAUAAGGCGCUUACGUUUUUGCUCCUUUAUUAGAAUUUUGCUUAUUUAUUUUCUCCUAACGUACUGUGGUAUGUACAUAUCCCAAAUUUUCUCCUCCAACCUUAGCUCAUUUCUGACAGCGAGUUUUUUGAAGAGUCCCUCAUUUCAUUUGGACAAUAUAUUCGAAAGUGAAGUGCCUUUGAUGCUGGGUUACAACAUGGCAAAUACUUUAAAGCAGCGUUAA
This is a messenger RNA of Stomoxys calcitrans (stable fly), 1449 nucleotides long. RefSeq lists its product as uncharacterized. The record is from RefSeq and is a predicted model, not a curated record. NCBI's taxonomy places the organism in Eukaryota, Metazoa, Arthropoda, Insecta, Diptera, Muscidae. Bases 1 to 1449 code for a protein of 482 amino acids. The transcript has a single exon.